Molecule: messenger RNA, 1371 nt
Organism: Symbiodinium sp. CCMP2592
Lineage: Eukaryota; Dinophyceae; Suessiales; Symbiodiniaceae
Source: the annotation of a GenBank genome assembly
AUGGUGGAGCGCGUUGCCAACCUCUUCCGCAUCUAUCCUACGGAGAGGCCGGGAUCUUCGUCAUCGGAGGCCGAAGAUGAUGACGAAGACGAUGAGGAAGAGGGCGUGACUGGCUUCCUGCAGACAGCAUCUGGCAUGACCCCCUCGGAGGCCAGGCUCAACAAGCAGAAGGAGGAGCUUGCCAAGGCGUACAUGGGCAUCGUGAUUCGAGCCUUCAGCGGCCGGCAAACCCAGGCGCAGAUGAGCCGAUGGUUCGGCACGCGGGCCUUCUCCGACCAACUGUCACGGAAAGAGAUCUUGCGUGUCUUGAAUUCGGUCGACCACAUGAUCAGUAACGUUGUGUAUGUCUAUCCUGGGCCAAAGUGUAAGCCGAACACGUACGCGUACGUCUACCCCCAGGCUUACACGUGCAAAGAAGGAAAGCAAUCAUCACGACCAUGCACGACCAUGAGACACAGCAAGAAGUAUGUGUUCUACCUAUGCCCCCUCUACUUCCAGAGACCCGCUGAAAUGGUCGAGACGUUGGUCCAUGAGGGCUCGCACCAUGCCACCGCCUUCACCGAUGACGUGGAUUUCGAGGGGCGCACGGCCUAUGGCCGAUCGACAUGCCAGAAGCUCGCUCGCGCCGAUCCCGCUCUGGCGCUGAAAAACGCGGACAACUUCUGCUACUACAUCCAGGACACAGCCACGCAGACUUCAGACAGCCGCACGGAAGCCGGACCCGGUAGCUCCGGCUGCCCAAACUUUGCCAGCGUUUCCCAUCCUGACAGGGAUGGCGACUGCAAAUGCCCUCAUGCAAAACAAUGCUUCUACGAGGGGACCCUGGGAUGCCCCUUUUCAAUCACAGCCACAAAAAACACCUACAGCCCUGCAUACUUCUCUUCGCAGUGCAAGGGCUGCACCUGUGAAACAAAGAUCGACACAACAACCACGACCACAACCAUAGCACUCGCCAUUGGAGCGGCGAAGUCGAGAUGUCCUGCUUUUGCUGCCCUCAGCACGCCCGACCGUGAGGGCGACUGCUCCUGCUAUGGUCAAAUGGUUUGCACAUUUCGCGGCGAUGUCGGCUGCCCAUAUGCACGGACACGGCAGACUGGAAGGUAUAGCGACUUGUAUUUCCACUCCUCUUGCUCGGAGUGCCUUUGCACGCGGAGACCUACAAGACCGAGCUGGAAGGAGGCAACUAUCCGGUGCCCUUCAUCAGCGCUGACAAAGGCCCCAGACAGUGAGGGAGACUGCCACUGUCCAAGAGAUCACCUUUGCAGCUACGAGAACGAGACGGGUUGUCCGGUAGCAGCUGGACCGUCGCUUCACAGCCACCGUUACUUUGACGUCAACUGCACCGGCUGUGAGUGCAUUCCAGACUCUUAA